CGUUAGGUGGGAGGACGUAGCUGCAAUACAUGCAACGUGCACAUCUACAGCGGUACAGUACCGUACGGUGCGUUACGUGUGCGCGAGUCAGUGGUUUUUCGAUGAUGCCUUGGUGAUGACGGGAUUUUAACAUUAUAAACACUUCCGAAUACGUUGAGAUAGUUCUUUUUUUAUUUCUAGAUUAAGAAAAUACCGGCCAAUCAUGAAGCUCAUCGUGUGCAUUAUCUCAACAUUGGUCCUACAGGCAUCAGCGAUAAUCCAAUCUCCACCAAGGAUAUCCAAACAACCCCCGACAGACGAGCAGUUAUUUCAAGUGGCUCAAGCAAAGGUCAAUGAGAACGAGAAACCAUUUUUAAUAGAAUGUGAAGCAGAAGGAGAACCUGCCCCAGGGUACCGAUGGAUUAAAAAUGGGAAAAACUUUGAAUGGCCAGCUUAUGACGAUCGUAUCUCUCAGCAACCAGGUCGAGGUACACUGGUGAUCUCUCGACCACGAGACGAAGAUCUAGGACAGUACCAAUGUUUUGCAGAAAACGAAUGGGGAAUAGCCACAUCUAAUUCGGUUUUCGUGAGGAAAGCCGAAUUAAAUUCAUUCAAGGAUCAAAAUCCUAUAAGUCUGGAUGCGAAUGAAGGACAACCGUUUAAACUGACAUGCCAACCGCCAGAUGGUUGGCCGAAACCAAACGUAUAUUGGUUAAUACAAGAUACUGCCGGGGCCAUCAAAUCGAUCAAUAAUUCCCGAAUGACACUGGACCCGGAAGGAAACCUUUGGUUCAGCAAUGUCUCUCGAAACGAUGCCUCUGACGAUUUUUAUUAUGCAUGCGCAGCUACGUCUUUAUUCAGAAGUGAAUAUAAAUUAGGGAAUAAAGUUCUAUUGAAUGUUAUUUCAUCGGGGGUAUCUGCUAGUCAGAACAAACACGAGCCCGUUAAACAAUACGUCAGUAGGAAAAACGAAGUUGCCUUACGCGGUAAAAAGAUUGAAUUAUAUUGCAUAUAUGGUGGCACGCCACUGCCACAAAUAGUAUGGAGUAAAAACGGCGAAGUGGUUAGAACAAACGAUCGAAUAACACAGGGGAAUUAUGGUAAAUCGUUGAUAAUAAAACACGUCAAUUUUAAAGACGAAGGUACGUACACCUGCGAAGCGUCCAACGGAGUAGGAAACGCGCAAUCGUAUUCGAUAAACUUGCAAGUGAUGGCGGUACCAUAUUUCACUAUUGAACCUGAGAUAAUCAAUGCGGCGGAAGACGAAACCGUCGAGUUUAAGUGUGCGGCUGACGGUGUACCUGUCCCAGAAAUCAAAUGGAUACACAAUGGUAAACCGAUAUCGGAGGCUCCACCAAAUCCGCGUAGAAAAGUUACAUCGAACUCGAUCAUCAUUGAGAAACUGACGAAGAAAGACACCGGAAAUUACGGUUGCAACGCGACAAAUUCAUUGGGUUACGUAUACAAAGACGUGUACGUAAAUGUUCUAGCCUUAGAGCCCGAAAUCACACAACCCCCGGCGGAUAUCGCUACGGUCGAUGGUAAAACGGUAAGGAUCACUUGUCGUGUGUUUGGAGCACCGAAGCCGGCCGUUAAAUGGGCACGGAACGAUCAAGAAUUGACUGGCGGUCGAUAUAAGACUCUAGAGUCUGGCGAUCUAGAGAUCGAAAACGUAAUAUUCUUAGAUGCGGGCACUUAUACGUGUCACGCAUCUAAUAAAUUCGGACAAGUCGAGGCUACUGGUAAUCUAGUGGUAAAGGAACAUACAAGGAUUACGGAUGAACCGGAAGAUUAUGAAGUUGCUGCAGGUUCCACUGCAACCUUUAGAUGCAAUGCAGUAACCGAUCCGAGUAUGGUCCUAACAAUCGAUUGGUUAAGCAACGGCGAACCCAUAGAUUUCGAGAUGGAACCACGCUUCAUUCGUAGCACCGAUUACUCUUUAAUGAUUACGAAAACAACAGAAUUGGAUUCUGGUACUUACACGUGUGUCGCUCAUACGGAAUUGGACGAGACCAAAGCACAGGCGACGCUAGUUGUUCAGGAUGUGCCAAACUCACCGAAGUUACUCAGUGUGCGCUGUAUGGCAAACGACGCGUCCGUACAUUGGACACCUAUGGGCGAUAAUAGAGCUCCGAUCUUACGAUAUACUAUUCAACACAAUACAACCUUCACGCCAGAUACUUGGGAAGUAUCGAGGGAUUCUGUGCCAGCCACUGAACAAACGUACGUCGUUCCUAUGACGCCGUGGGCGAACUACACGUUCCGUGUAUUGGCUUGGAAUAAAAUAGGACCGUCGUUGCCAUCGCCACAUAGCGAUGUGUGCACUACGUUGCCGGACGUUCCUUACAAGAAUCCCGAUAAUGUCGUCGGAAAAGGAUCUACCCCGCAAAAUCUCGUAAUAUCGUGGACGACCAUGCCGCAAAUAGAGCACAACGCUCCGAAAUUCAUGUACAGAGUGUACUAUAAACGCGACAUACCGGGGGAGAAAUGGACCAUAGAGGAUAUAAACGAUUGGAGGAAAAACGAUUUGGUAGUAGACAAUCAGCCCACUUACCAGAGGUACAGGAUUAAAGUUGUGGCUAUUAAUGAGAGGGGAGAAUGCAGAAUUGCGCCCGAGGAAAUAAUUGGAUACUCCGGAGAAGAUGUGCCACUGCAGGCGCCCAGUAAUUUUACGCUGAACCAAGUGAAGUCGAGUACCAGCGCGCAGUUCUCGUGGAAUCCAGUUCCCGAAGACUCGGUGCGAGGUGAAUUACAAGGAUACAAGAUCCAAACGUGGACAGAGAAGGAUGGUGAAAAGGGAAUGCGAGAAAUCGAUAUAAGAGGCGGUAACAGGACGCACGCACUCGUCAAUAAGUUCGUUCCAUUCAGCAAGAAUUAUGUCCGGAUACUAGCGUACAAUGGCCGGUACGCGGGACCACCUUCUGAAACUUUAAGCUUCGAUACACCCGAAGGAGUUCCGGGAACAGUUCUCGGCUUGGAGGCGUAUCCUAUGGGAUCCAGCGCCUUAUUUUUGGUGUGGACGAAACCGGCCGAACCAAAUGGUAUCUUAAAUGGGUACAGAAUUUAUUACGAACCGGUAAUCGGCACUAGGUUAGGCCCAUUGUUAGAAAGAAAACCUCACAUUAUGGAUCCAGAAGCUACAAGCGCGAAAUUGGGAGACAUGGUGCCCGACACGAAAUAUCGUAUACAUAUACGGGCGACAACGAAAGUUGGCGAAGGGAACGAUUACUUCAUCGAACAAAAAACACGGAAGUCUCAACCUCCGGACAUACCUCAUUUCACGUGGGAAACCAUUCCGAAAGAGAAUGGCUAUUCGAACGUGCGAAUCAUUUGGCAGCUGAAUCUUAACGGGAAUCCGGGAAGUCACUUUUUCGUGAAGUACAAACUUAAGGGUGAAACGAUAUUCCUCGAAACGGACCCGGAGUAUUUGUUGAACACGAUCGAGAUACGCGGACUUCAAAGCGGCGAAGUAUACGUGAUGUCUGUCGUCGCCGUCGAUGGAAAUUACGUCACAGAGAGCGAACAACAGGAGGUUGAAACAAGCAGCGAGGGGCCCAUCAUUCAACCGAAGGAAAAUGUCGCGACCGCCGGCUGGUUCAUUGGAAUGAUGCUUGCGAUCGCGUUCCUUCUCUUGGUACUUAUAAUUGUCUGUGUUAUUAAACGCAACAGAGGCGGAAAAUACGCGGUACACGAAAGAGAAUUGGCUGCCGGCCGCGGCGAUUAUCCGGAAGAAGGUGGUUUCCAUGAGUAUUCGCAACCUCUGGACACUAAAUCGGCGGGCGGUCGAGCGUCUUUGGCAUCGUCCUCCCAUCAAGACGGCAAACAUCCGGAAUCUGACACAGAUUCUAUGGCGGAAUACGGAGAGGGAGACACAGGACGUUUCACGGAGGAUGGUUCUUUCAUCGGACAAUAUGGGCCCAAGGUUAGACCAGAAGAAACACCACCCAUUCCAAGCGGUACUAUGGCCACAUACGUGUAACCUCUGCCAUUAUCUUAUCCAAGCCGCAUGAAAAUUGUUUUCUUGUCAGAAACGAGGGCUCCAGUUCUCGCUAGCCGCAGCAGCUCUGCUAUGCACCUUGCGCUGGGCGCAAUGUCCAACACUAUACUGCCAAUUAGACUUUGGUUUUGGGUUUUAUAGUUUACGUAGUCGUAUAAGUAAAUGUUUCUAUAUCGAGCCGAUCUAAGGGAUAUACAAGUCAUGCACAACAUUUGUACAUUCAUGUCAUCCGAAGACUUAAUUCCUCUUAAAUGUUUGAUACAUACACAUUAUUUAGACGUGCUGCUCGAGUAUUUGGGCAAUCAUUUUAGCAAUCGGAAGAACGUUGAUCUGAGAUUAUUUGACUGUGAAUUGGAAGUACCGUUUGUUAGUCGAUCGGAAAUUAGCUACAAAUGAUGAAUUUAUUGAUGAUCAUUGAUUAAUUAUAAAACCCAAAGACGAUGAUAGGUGUCUCAUAGCGUGCAAGCUAUUUAUGGACAUAAUAUAGUAGAAAAUAUUCUAGCAUCGACAGUAAACAUUUUUUGACAAGGCCAGAUUGAUAAGGACACAACAGCUUGUCACAGGGUAUACGAGUUAUGUUUAUAUUGUUCCAAGUGUGUACGGCACAAAAGCAGAAUGCACUUUUCAGGCUGCAUAUGAGGAUCACAUUUGAUAUGGGCGAAAUGGAAGAAAGAUCUGAUCAGUAUCUAUAAUUCAUGUUAUACGAAAUUAGUUAAACCGGUGUUACUUAUAUGCAAUCUUGAAAAUCGGAGGGACUGAUGUUGCGACUUGUGUCACAAUCUGGCCUCGACUGAUUCUACUUUUAAACUAAAGAAAAUGAAGGGGAAAAAAAUGAGAAGAUUGUUCUAAAGACCUUUAGAUGCGAUCAAUUUUUACUCUGCCGACAGAGGGCCAAACGUAAACGAAUCAGCGACCAUCUAACAACUAUUGUGCACUCGCACUUUCAUUAACGAUACACGA
Dufourea novaeangliae is the source of this 4936-nucleotide messenger RNA. It is a transcript of the gene Nrg, whose product is annotated as neuroglian. The transcript is spliced from 10 exons. Gene Ontology annotation, biological process: cell-cell adhesion. The record is from RefSeq and is a predicted model, not a curated record. The coding region runs from base 203 to 3958 and encodes 1251 amino acids. Gene Ontology annotation, molecular function: protein binding. NCBI's taxonomy places the organism in Eukaryota, Metazoa, Arthropoda, Insecta, Hymenoptera, Halictidae.